Messenger RNA from Plectropomus leopardus (leopard coralgrouper), 782 nucleotides. RefSeq names its product lysophospholipase like 1 (gene lyplal1). Gene Ontology annotation, biological process: protein depalmitoylation. NCBI's taxonomy places the organism in Eukaryota, Metazoa, Chordata, Actinopteri, Perciformes, Serranidae. Gene Ontology annotation, cellular component: cytoplasm. Gene Ontology annotation, molecular function: carboxylic ester hydrolase activity; palmitoyl-(protein) hydrolase activity. The record is from RefSeq and is a predicted model, not a curated record.
CUGUCAUGGCUGCUGUGAGGAAGCUUCAGAUGUGCGCUGUUUCUCCGACGGGGAAACCCUGCGCCUCGGUUAUCUUCCUGCACGGUUCAGGUGACACUGGGCAGGGACUGAGGGCCUGGGUUCGAGAUGUCAUGGUGCCAGAUCUGGCCUUCAGCCACAUCAAAGUUAUUUACCCCACAGCUCCAGCUCGGCCAUACACACCCAUGCAAGGGGCUCUGUCUACUGUCUGGUUUGACCGUCACAAGAUCUCCAGGGACUGCCCGGAGCACAAGGAGUCCAUAGACAGCAUGUGCAACACACUAGGGUCCAUCAUUCAGGAGGAGGUCAACGCAGGGAUCCCCAAACACAGGAUGAUCAUCGGUGGAUUCUCAAUGGGCGGGGCCAUGGCUCUCCACCUGGUGUGUCGGUACCACCCUGACGUAGCAGGAGUUUUUGCACUUUCCAGCUUCCUCAACAAGGACUCUAUCGCAUUUCAGGCGGUGGAGGAGCGGCACAGAGCACAGCUCCCCCUCCCCGAGUUGUUCCAGUGUCACGGGACCAAUGAUGACCUGGUGCUGCAUCAGUGGGGAGAGGACACGUCGGUGCUGCUCAGGAAGGCAGGCAUGACCACCACCUUUCACUCUUUCCCAGGCCUGUACCACCAGCUCUGCCAGCCUGAGAUGGAGCUGCUGAGAGGCUGGAUCCUCAACAGGCUUCCCCACACCUCCUCCUCCUCCUGAUGCACCCUACCUCAGUUUCUCACAGAAUUUGUGAUUUUGUCAAUAAAAUCUUAUUUUGUUUAA